GAUUCCAAUUGAAUAAAAAAAGGUUUCUGGUAUCUUGAAAUGCAGGCAUAGUUUUAUUAUUCACCUGACAAAAGAUAUUAAAAGAAACCGGGUCCAAUUUACAUGGAUUUUGGAUGUUCUUUAUGUAUAAACACAAUGAAGAAGAAUUCAUAAUGGAUUAAUAUAAUUCAAUAAUUUCUGCGAGUCUCAAUGUAUGCCCAAAUGUGGGCGUGGGUUGUAUGAACAUUUUUCUCCAGAUGUAAAGCAAGGUUUUCAAACAGUUUUCUUAGUCUGUGUCAUACGUGACUUACAUAAACAUCAGGGAUGUACCUGGUUAUGAAAAUGGACCGCAAUAGGAUGCGGGUGCGCAAAGGUCGUCUGCGUCUCAGCCCCAAUGAGGAGGCUGCACUGUUGAAGGAAGAGACAGAAAAGAGACGUAAACUUCGCCUGCAGCAGGUGCGGGAACAGAGCAAGGAGAAUGCCGCGCGGAUACGGCACCGUGUCAAAGAGGAAAAACACCAUCAGCUUAUGAAACUUGCCACUGAUAUUAAGGAUCAACUUGAUGAAGAAAAGGCGGAGAGAGUUCGCCACCUAGAACAGCAGUAUGACAACAGCCUCCGUAAUAUUGGGAUUGGGCACAAGACUGCCAGGGAACAGCCUGAUUGGUCUGAGGAGCGUGCAAUGGUCGAGCAGGCCGAAAACUUGCGUGCAGAGGCUCGGGGUAGAGCAGCCAUUGAGAGACAGAAGACUGAAAAUACCCAGAGACAGAUGGAAGCCAAUAGGCUUAUUUUGGCCAGGAAAGAAGCCCUUGCUGCGGAGAAAGAGAGGUCAGCACAGAUAGCUGCCAUGCCCCCACCACCUCUUGACCCACUCAGAAAUAUGGACACUUUUAAGCCUAAGCCUGUGAAGGUGUUGGACAUGAACACAUUCUCCACCAGCCACUAUCAUCUUCAGGACGAACAUGCAGUGGACAAGGCUGAGCCCCAAGAACAGUCGAAUGCGAGGGAAGCUGCAGAUCUCGAGCAGGAGCGUAUUCAGGAGCGAGCCCUCGAGCUGAAACGCCUACGCCAAGACCAGCUGGAGCGUGCCAGGCUACGACACAAUGCAGCGCUGGAGAAAGAACUCCUUAAACAUGACUACAAUAACAUACUUCAUGACUUAAGCGACCUACAGAGAGCAGACAGGGAACGAAGGCAGAAAGUUGUACAAAACAUUCCAAAGCAAGUUUUCGAGCCUCCCAGCGUUAGAAUGGAAGACCGUGAGGAGAAACAGCGCCAACUCGAGAGCGAGUUUGAAGACAUGUAUAUGGCGGGCACAGAUCAGCAUGGCAACUUGAGUUUUGCCUUACAGGCCUGCCCAGCUACCCCAGGGCAGGAGGGUUCCCUGGAUGUGACGCUGACUGAUCCCCAGGGCGAUGGGUCUACUCUGUUGGAGCCCACACUGCCUGAGGGGGUGCCUGCUGUGUUAAGGGAUAUGACUAAUGUGCAAAAACCUGGGAAAAAGCCUGAGAAAGUGUUGCGUAACCUUAUGGACCGUAUCAAGUCUCAGCGUGAAGAAUGGAUCACAUCAAAAUCCAUGGCUGACGUCGGAGAUGGGCCCUUUCCACAGCAUCCUACGAGAGAAACAGACUCGCCUGUCAUGAAUGGAGAUGACCGAUUUCACCGCCUACAGCCUGAUGAGUCCCCAAUGGCACCACACCAACAGCAGUUAGCUCCCUCUGCAGAGAAACAACCUAGAGUGCACUCCCCUGUUGCCAUGGAGACGGGAAGAGCACCUGCUCCAAGGGAGAGAAUUACUGCAAUGCCAACUAAUGAUUUUUCUGAUAGAUUGAGAACAUCUAAUGAAAAACAGCAAACAAAUGUUAAGAUUCAGCCAGAUCCCACAAAGACAGCUGCCAGCUUGUCUGAUAGGCAACAAAUGGAGUAUGCUGAGAUCUGCAAACAACAGGAAUUCAUCAUGGAGCAGAAGAGGCAGCUAGAACUGAAACUACAGCAGCUGACGUAUGAAGAACAGAGAAUAUCGCUAGCCAAUAAGAAGGCACAGGCCCAGUCCCAGCCUGCACAGACCUCUGUAGCCCCACCCCCAGGGCAAGUGUCUUCCCAGGGGCCCUAUCCUCAUCAGAGUCAGCACCCUAUGCCAUCUGCCCCACCCCAGGAUUCUAUGGGGUACCAAUAUGGUCAGUUACUCUACCCAGUUUCAUCCAUGCAAGGGGGAAUGACCAUGUCACAGACAAGUGAAAGUAUGCCUUUACCACAAGCUGUGGUUCAACCUACCCAGCCAGUAGGAUUUGAACAUAUUGCAACAAAUGGAUAUCCCAGUAUGCCACCAUCCUACAACCAGUAUACAUCUAUGCCUCAGCCUUUUCAAGGUCAAGGGCAAGAACUUCAAGGUCAAUUUUCUGGGCAACCUAGUCAACCAGUUGUCGGCAUGCACCCACAUUUGGCUGGAAGCCUGUCUUCCUCUGGAAUGUCUCAGAAGCCAAUGAACUCAAUCCCUCCCACCCACACAACAGGAAGUGCUCCAGUGAUGACCUCACAAGGUAUUGGUAUCAAUGGUUAUCAAAGUCAAGGUCAACCACCAAGGUCUGCAUACCAGCCCCCCUCAGCUGUGUUAACUACUGACCAACUAAGUAUGCCACAGCAUCUGCAACAACAAUACCCUCAUUCUGCUCAAAAUGGAUAUUACCAACCAACAAACCAACCAGUUUCCAUGACAACAAGCUCACAAGCACCUGUCUCCAUGGCGACCUCAGUUCAAGGUCAACAACUACCAACCGUGUCGCCAGGUCACAUUCCACCAAGUUCUCUUACAAAUGCAGGCAUGAGUGAACAAAUGAGAAAAGUCAAGGAGUACCAAGAAUACUUGCUGACGAGACAUGAGCAGAGCAAACAAGUGCUAGAAGAAACUAAAACAGAAAUUAAGAAGCGGAGAGAGAAUUUACUGCAAAGAUAUCCUAAUCUUGACUUAUCAAGGCUAGAAAGCCUAGGGGCAAAGUACUUAGGUGACUCACACACUUCCCUGACUCAACAGCAGGGACAGCAACAACAAUCUGUCCCUGUGCCAGCCCCAAGGACCACAACUCAAAGUCAGGGUCAAGAUUCGUCGAAAGUAGCCUCCCUUUUGGCUUCCCUGGCUGCACACCCCUACUAUGCGUCAACUCUAUCCCAGCCUGAUGGACCAACCUCUGUACCUCAGUCAACCACUACUGUCACUGUUGGAGCAGCUCAAAUGAAUGGGUAUCCCUCUACUUAUUUAAAUUUAGAUGCUGAAAACAACCUUAGAAAAAAUAAAUUUGAAGCAGUGAGAAAAUCAUUGCCUUUCGAUGCUGAUGAGUCUAUGCAGACCCCAGUAAGAAUGUAUGAAGCGUAUGCUCAGAAGAAUCUGGACACAACAUCCACAACUGAUUAUACUGAGUCAGAUACAUCAACACUGACUGAAAGAGGCAGCCCAGCCUUGAAAGCUGCUCCAAGACCCGCUCCACGUAACACAGAGCAGGUCCGGAGAACCGCAGAGCAGCAGAUGGUCCAAAGAGUCGCAGAGCAGGUCAGAAGAGACACAGAGCAAGGAGGUACAACCACAGAGGAGUCAGAUAUGGACACUUCUGGGAGAGAUCGGUACAUGGAUCCAUCUACUCUGAGACAAGAGGAGUUGAGACAGCAGUUUGCCGAGAUACAGAGGCAGAAAGAAGAGAUCAUGCGUAGACACCAGCAAGGACAGCAGAGCUUGCGUAGCAAAGAGGAAGACCUUAGGGCCAAGUUAGCGUCCCUGGCCCCAGAGGAGUUGGCGCAACAGCUUAGGGACACCUACAGGCAACAGCAAGACAGAGAGGCCCUUGAUGGAGGCAGGCAACAGUUUAACUUGUCCACUAUCCCUGAAGUUGAAACUCCUGCCAGCAUGCGUCCUUCAGACAUUGGUCAGCCUGCCACCAUUGGUCAAUCUUCCAAUCAGACCAGUGGUCAGUCACGGGAGGCAGAUGGAGCAGUCAAGAGGUCAUUGGAUUAUGGACAGGCUGGACAAGGGAGGGGAAAAGCAUUGGAACAGCUGGACAUGGAAAAUGUUCAGACACAGAUGCAGGCUUUAAACAGGGGGAAAGGAAAUACUGAGACAGUAGCUGAUUACAGCGGAAGGAAUAUUGACGACGUGUUGGAGCGCGCCAAACGGUUUGAGUCUGAAGUCCUUGAGAAAUUACGCAAACAAACCAAUGCCGUCCUGUUCAACAAUGAAUUUGAUGACUCGCUGGAGUUUAACGUAAGUCGACGCCAGACUUCAGGAGAACCUCUGUCUACAGGAAGUCUGACAGACGAUUCUCUCUCAACAGGCCCGCUUGACGAUACAAACAGAAGCAGGCAGGCAGAUAACUCCAGGUCUGUUAACGGGAGUUUCCAGACCUCUAGGUCCUGGGCCGAUGAGCUCACCCAGUAUAAGAUGCCUGCCUCGAACCAAUCAGAGCUCUCGUUUAAAUUUGUAGCAUCAAAACCUUUGUCAGAGGAUCAGAAGAGACCUGAAGCACAAGCCACCAUGUUUGCUGCUAAAAAUAGAUUUCAGGUUUAUUCGGCUAUAAAUAACUCAGGGUCAGACACAUCUUUGUCGGAAGGAAGUUUGUUGGAGAAUUCUGACAGUAUGAAUGCAGACGAUAUGAUGAGACACUUGAAAACUUUGCAAGAUCAGUUGAAAAGGGGUGAGGAAGAAAGAAUGCUUCUCACUAAGAAAUUGAUGGAGAAAGAAAAUAGUUCCUCACUGCCUCAGCCUGAAGAAUUAAGCCAAUACUCUGUUAACACUGGCCACGAUAUUUCACGGCCAUUUAUGUCCGAAAAAGAAGGGAGUAAUAGAAAUCAAGGGGACUUGUCACAAUAUUCCUACAGUGAUAAGUCUACAGAUGCCUCUAUGGCUGAAAACAAGCAAUCCGAUAAGGAAAAAUAUCAGUUUGAAUCGCCUGUCCAAUCAGGUACAAGUUCUCAACAGAGAGUUAUGCCAGUAAGAAGACCUCCCAUUGGUCAGAAUGCAGGAGUUGAGCCAGUAACAGCCAAUAGCCGAGCUCCUCCAAAUACAAGCGGGACAGAGUACUCCUUUGCCCUCUCAGACAGCAGAGAGCAGAGAUCUACAUCCACACCAGGUGAAGAAAGGCGUAAGUCAGCUCUAGAUGGUACCCAGCAGUAUGAGCUUCCAUCCCAAAUAACGGUUGGUGACAAGACUGGAAUGUCGUCAGAUCAUCGCCAGAGUGGACAAUUCCAAAGUAAUUCAACAGGUUUUUCCAGCGGAAAUUCCUUCCAUACAGCAGUACCAGAUUCGACUGUUAGCCAGAAAUCUUACGAUACAACCUCACCCACGGAGGGAUUCAGUGGAAACACAGGUAGGACAGAUAAUCUUACCAAAGGUUCCCUCUCUGCAGAAGAAUCUAUUGAUAAAAUAAAAGAGGAAUUUGAUCGGCUUGACAAGGCUUCAAGAGAUGUAGGGCUUCCGAAAGUAAAGACUUUUGCGGUGUCCAAGGAUGGGGAUUUAAUAUCUGAGCAUUCCGAUUCAGAUAAAUCUCAGGCAAGAAAUGGUGAUCCCUUCCAUACUGACUUAACCACAUAUUCAUUGUCAACUCGUGAUAGCACUGAUCAGUUUAACACCGCUAAUACGACAGACAGACUAAGCUCAUACAGUCUGCCUGAAAGUUCUAGAGAAACAAGAUUAUCGCAUAUGUCGGAUUUAUCCCAGAAAAGUAUGGGUACAACAAUAGAUACAAUGGAUUCCCAGCCGAAAUCGUCAUCAUUUACGACGGUCACCUCAGACCCAUCUUUAAACAUGACCGGUAUGACCACUCUUAGCCAAUAUACUCUAAAUGACACCAAAGGGGAUUCAUUAGGACAUGGUGUUGUUGAACAGGACAAGUACGUUCAGGACAGGUUUGCUAGUUUAGACAAUCUCAUAAGUGAAUCUAAAAAUCUAAUAGCAAAACAUAAACAGUUUGUGGAAAAUAAGAAAACUACUGAAGAGGACGAACCUAGACAGCCACAGCCCUGGGAAAAUUUAGCACAACAGAGAAAACCUGGAGAGCAAUUCCAGAAACCUGAAGAAAGGAGAUUUGAACCACCAAAACAACCUCUAUAUGUGGAGAGUCAACCAAAACAACCUCCAUAUGUGGAGAGUCAACCAAAACAACCUCUCAAAAUGGAGUUCAAACCAAGGGGAAAAACCUCGUCUGUGCCAACCAGGGUAGAUUUGGGUCCAAAGCCAUUUUACAAAAGUGCCAAACCAGAAGACUGUUUAAGGUCUGUUUCCAUGGAUACAAACUCCCUGACUGGUACCACCCUGUCUACCACAAGGGAUAGUCAGAACACAACCGGUAACCAGUCUAACUCUGCUGAUGUAAACAGUUUAGAUUAUCUAGUUGAGAACAGUUCCGGUAUCACAGAGGAGCCCCUGCCGGACCUCACCAUGAUGACAAUGGGCUCUGAACUCUCCAUCUCCGAGGCCUUCAACAGGACUGAGGACCUCAAUGAGAGUAGUGACUCUCUUAAGUCUUUCGAGAAGCAUGAAAACUCUGAGACCGACUCAUCCAUUAAUGUUGAUGAGGAUUCCGGUUUAAGAGGGUCUAGUAGGUCUGCAGACAGGCUACAAAACAUCAUAGAAGCCAGGCGCCACAACUUCAUGGUGGGGACUGACAGGCGAGAGGCUGCUGCCAAGGAACGAAAUCUUGGACAAAACAGAAAAAAAAAUAAUGACCAACAAGUCUUCAGGGCCGUACCUGUAAAUGUUGUUGCAGAACCCACUCUUUCUAUGGCAGUGAAAUCUGGGGCACCAGAAAAAGGGAAAUCACUCCAGACUACUUCUCCUAGGGGAAUUAAAGCUGUAAGUGAUAAAAAGAAAUCUUUUGAAGCCAAAGAAAAUGAAAUGAAAGAAAGUAUGUCAAAUAAGUCUCUGAAUAGAGCUCUUCAGCCAAGAGGGGCAGAUGGUGGAACUGAUCCUGCUGAAGGACGAUCUAGAGAAACUACAAAAUCGACCUUUUCUUCCUCCAAGUUUGGCUCAAGGUUCCGUUCACCUUCCCCAAAUACUUCUUCUGAAUCUGAGAAGGCUCACCAUGGGAGGCUCUUUGGUGAAAUUCAACAGUUUGGUGGCCACUCUGGUCUGACUCAAAGGCAGUCUCCUUCUCCCCCCACCCAAAGGAAGACACCACCACAAGUUCUGCCCAAGCCAGUACGCAGAAAGCCAGAAGAAGCCCAACAGCAACAACAACAACCAUCAACCUCUAGACCCGCUACCACUGGAGGUUCAGGGUUGUCAAAAACCCUGUCUGCGUGGAAGAAGAGUAGGGCAGUAUCUGCACCAGUACCUGCCAGCAGAAUACCAGAGCCCAGGGAAGCUAGAGAGCCGAUGAAAAACUCAAUAAAGGUGUUUCCUGAAGAUGCCCCACCAGCUCUUACUGAAGAAGAGCGCAGAAAGAGGGCUGAGGAUGAGAUGUACGAGAAAAACAUCAGAGCUUACAAUCCACGAUUGUUUAGGUUGCAACAUCGCCUGGACAGUACGGACGACCAGAACACAUCAGCAUCUUCAACCUCCACCGCGUCCCCACCAGAAAGACCUCAGGGUGGCAAAAAGACAAAUGCUGUGGCAUUUAAACCAUGUCUAGUAAGACCUCCCAUUCUGAAGUCAGAAGUAAAGCCAAUAAUUCCUUCAAACAAUGUCCAACCAAUAGUCAGAAGGUACCAGUUUAAUUUUGAGGGCACAAUUGAAGGAAUCUGAAAACAAUUUGAGAGCAAACAGAAAGUGAGAUGUGACUGCGAUCUUGUGACUGCGAUACUGCGAUCAUGUGACUGACUGUGAUCAUGUGACUGUGAUCAUGUGACUGCAAUACUGCGGUCAUGUGAUUGACUGUGAUCAUGUGACUGCUAUCUUUUGACUGAGAUCAUGUGACUGAUCAAGUGACUGCAUUACUGUGAUCUUGUGAUUGAGAUCAUGUGACUAGGAUCAUGUGACUGCGUUCUUGUGACAUGAAUUUUCGAAGGCCGACAGAUGAAAAAGUCAUGAAAACUGUUUUGUGCUUUGAAAAUUUGAAAAGGAGAUCAAAAAUUGCUUAUUAGGCAACACAGAACUGAAUGAAAUUUGACAGAAAAGAUGCACAUUUGGUAUAAUCUUGAGUGUUGUUUAAGUUCAUUUCUUUUUCUAUAUUGCUGAUUAUUAUAAAAGUUGUCAAAAUAAAAUAUACACAUGUAUAUAGUAAAGACAGAACUGUUUGACAUGUAUAUUUUCUCAUUUAUUUAUUACUCCUAUGAUUGCAAAAAAAAAUAAUAGUUUGCUGCUUUGCACAUGCACAAUAUGAAAAUAUGUGGUAUCUGCCUUAGUUGAUGAACUUUUCCAUGGAAUUUCUUCAGUGAACCAAUGGAAUUGCUUUAUGGAAUUGCUUCAAUGAACAUUUCCAUGUAAUUGCUUCCUGAACUUUUAUGGAAUUGUUUCAGUGAACUUUUCUAUGGAAUUGCUUCAUGAACUUUUCCAUGGAAUUGCUUCAUGGACUUUUCCAUGGAAUUGCUUCAUGAACUUUUCUAUGGAACUGCUUCGGUAAACUUUUCUAUGGAACUGCUUCAUGGACUUUUCUAUGGGAUUGCUUCAUGAACUUUUCUAUGGAACUGCUUCAUGGACUUUUCUAUGGGUUUGCUUCAUGGACUUUUCUAUGGGAUUGCUUCAUGAACUUUUCUAUGGAACUGCUUCAUGGACUUUUCUAUGGAACUGCUUCAUGGACUUUUCUAUGGAACUGCUUCAUGGACUUUUCUAUGGGUUUGCUUCAUGGACUUUUCUAUGGAACUGCUUCAUGGACUUUUCUAUGGAACUGCUUCAUGGACUUUUCUAUGGAACUGCUUCAUGGACUUCUCCAUGGAAUUGCUUCCGUGACCUUUUCUAUGGAAUUGCUCCAGUGACCUUUUCCAUGGAAUUGCUUCCGUGACCUUUUCCAUGGAAUUGCUUCCGUGACCUUUUCCAUGGAAUUGCUUCCGUGACCUUUUCUAUGGAAUUGCUCCAGUGACCUUUUCCAUGGAAUUGCUUCCGUGACCUUUUCUAUGGAAUUGCUCCAGUGACCUUUUCCAUGGAAUUGCUUCCGUGACCUUUUCUAUGGAAUUGUUCCAGUUGACUUUUCUAUUGUGAGUUGUUCUUAUCCUGUAAAAAUAUAACUUUCUGUGAUAUUAGAUACUGAGUUUGUAGAAAUUAUACAAUAUAAAUAUGUUGUAAAUGAUACUAAAUGUAUAUUUCAUGUUUUGACAUUGUUUUAUGAUGUCUUUAUCUGUUAAUGAUUGAUUUAGUAUGGUUAUAUUUCUGAUUGUAUUGUAUUUUUACCAAGGGGUAUUUCGUUUCAUUCCUUUAAAUAUUCCUGAUAUGUUCUAAUUUUCUGAAGAAACUUCAUGUAUGAAAAUUGCCGAUACAUAUUUUCAAAGUACUUUUAAAUUAAUUUAUUAGUUAAUACACCGAAUGCACUAUUUUCAUGGUUAAGCUGUUUUUCAAACCUUAUUAUGGGAUGAUGGUUGAUGGGAAUGCACCAUUUUAUGCAUAACUUUUGAUUGGUGUCAUGGUGGGGUUUUUUUUUUUUAAUUUUGUUUAUUUUUGUAAAUAUAAUUUGUUAGAAUAGUGUAUAACUUUAUUCAGAAGUUGCUUGAAUGUUAGGCAUUACUUAUUUAUUUUAUUUUUUGUAUUAUAUUUAUAAUUAUGUGCUGAUAAUGGAUACAUUUUUCUAGGUAUUAAGUUUAGGACGAAAGUGUUAGAAUGUAGAUAGAACAGAAUUCUGCAUUAUUCAUGCAGAAAUUGUUAAAGCAAAUACAAUUUAAGCAAUAUGUAAAUGUAGAUGCUUAAAUAGGUGUAUAUUUAAAGUGUAUAAACUAGUAUCAGCUAUAUUUUACUGAAGUACACGGGCCGUUAGUUCAGAUCUUUGUUAAAGUUAACAAUGUGAUUAUUGACAUCUUUAAAGCAUGAAAUACUAGAUGAUAUGCUCACAUUUUUAGGAAUUCAACAAGUACAGCUGAAAUAGAUGUCUCAAAUUUUGGUAGAAAUACAGCAAAUCACAAGUGUAUCCAAAUGUAAACCGCAAAGCAGUAAGGAUUUAAAAGUUAACAAUGAUGAUGUUAACAACAUUGUAAACAUUAACAAAGCUCAAGCGGAGCAAACAGGCCUAUACUUCAUAGGUGCAACUAUGGUAUAUCAUAUUUUUUAUUCUGAUAUUGUGCCUGUAAUUGUGUUUCCGUCCGCUGGUGUUAUAUAUCUACUUUGGUGUAAAUGCAGAGAUACGCGGCAACAAUUUAUUCCCACUUAACUCUAUCUGAUGUUUUAAGUUUAACAUAACAAUCUAUUUGUUGAAUUAUUAUUAUUGCUUUCUAACUUAUUUUUGUAUUAAUUUAUUUUUGAUUUAUAAGUUUAUUUUUUUGUUUUAUAUGUAAAGAAAUAAUAAAAAUAGUAUUCACAUAUUGUUACCAGAAAUAUACAUGAAAUGCUGACAGGAUUUGGUUGCCCAUUUUUCGGGAAAAAAUCAAGGUAUUAUCACCGUCUUCAUUAAAGAUUUUAUCAUAAAAAUUGGCGCACAUUCUCGCUGCAUCAGUACAUAUAUGUAGCAAGUCCCAUAACUCUGGCUAAAAUAUUUGUUAGAGUUGUGCUCCUUAACCAACUGAAAAAAGAAGCUUUAUUGUCUGUUUAUGCUGAUCUUGUCAAAAGUAUACAAACCACAAUGAGCAGAAAUUGGUCUAAUCGCAAAUAUUUGAAAUUAUCAAAUAAUGCUUUAAUAGAAACAUGUCAUAUUUUUUACAUAUAAAGAUUGUUAUUGAAUCUUGAAAGAUGAUUUAAAGACCAUUUAAAAAUGUUAACCCAUUGGCGUCACCAUUCUAUUUGGUUUAACCAGUAUUUAUUUCAGAUAGUAAUACAUUAAUAAUGAGGAUUGAAACUGAUAGAAAAAUAAUGUAUCGUGAAUUCAAAAAUAAUAAGGAACAAGGCUAACAUUAGUAUACAUUGUACAGAAUUAAGAAGUAACCAGAACAAUUGUUUUUAUCUGAGUCUCUCUUCUGUUCUCAUUGAAUUGACUUUGAUGAAAAACAAAGCUGUUAACAUUCUAUACUGUUAUGUGUUCCCUUUCCUAUUCUUAUUCAGGAAACUGUGACAAAACAUUUCAUCAGAUUUACAAUUAGACACAUUUCUCCUUAAUUUGCGACCCAAUUUUGUUAGUUACUUCAUGUAGAUUCAAUAAAAGGCUAGAGUUUUUUUUUAUCAUUUUCAGUACUUAAAUUUUCAUAUAUUAAAAAAAUAAUAUUUUGCUAUAUGCUACAGUAGAUGUGGAGUGUGGAUGGUGGAUUAAUUGCAAGAAAUAAAUAUGUAGAAAUCA
Mya arenaria is the source of this 11308-nucleotide messenger RNA. RefSeq names its product serine/arginine repetitive matrix protein 2-like. The record is from RefSeq and is a predicted model, not a curated record. Gene Ontology annotation, biological process: regulation of centriole replication. NCBI's taxonomy places the organism in Eukaryota, Metazoa, Mollusca, Bivalvia, Myida, Myidae. Gene Ontology annotation, cellular component: centrosome; cytosol; centriole. The transcript has 25 exons. Bases 304 to 7704 code for a protein of 2466 amino acids.